Messenger RNA from Cladophialophora psammophila CBS 110553, 564 nucleotides. RefSeq lists its product as uncharacterized. Lineage: Eukaryota; Fungi; Ascomycota; Eurotiomycetes; Chaetothyriales; Herpotrichiellaceae. The record is from RefSeq and is a predicted model, not a curated record. The coding region runs from base 1 to 564 and encodes 187 amino acids. The transcript is spliced from 2 exons.
AUGACAGCUCCGUAUGACCCAAUCCACGCGAGCUUCGAUAAUGUGGCUCGAGACUUCAAGGCCAGCCUCGGCGACAAAGAGCUAGUCGAUGAAAUCCUCAAGGUCAAGACUGUUGACGACGUGUGCGAUUUUACCGACAAAUUUCAGAAAGAGCAGGGGAGAACAGGCCGUCUCCGGAACCUCAAUAAAAUUCAGCCGUACCUAGAGACACUGCGGACCUAUGCCGGUGUGAUCGAGGUCCUUGUCCAGACAAAACAGGAUGUGCUGUGUCUCAUCUGGGGCCCAAUCAAGUUCCUCCUGCAGUGGGCAGACAGUGUGAAGAAGUCAUUCGAUGCCAUCGUCGACACUCUCGCAGAUAUCAAUUUGCUCUUCCCAGAGUUCAAAGUCGCCGGAAAGCUUUUCGAAAGCAAUGAACUGAUCAAGGAUGUCCUGGUUCUUUUCUUCCGAGACGUAUUGGUUGUCUAUCUUAUAGCACUAAAAUUCUUCCGAAAGAAACAACCGGAAGUCAAGAGGAUAACAAUUAUCGGUCAGCCUGGAAGAUCGUUUUCGAUGCCUUGUGGAUAA